AUGCGCUACUUUACCAACACUCAUGACUACGACCAUUCGUGGUCGCAGGUCGCGAUCGGGAUGUGGCACAAGUACCCGAACCCGCACUGCUCGCACGUCAUGUCCGUCGACGUCGUCGACCGGUCCGUGGACCCAAACACGGGCAUCAUCCGCACGGAGCGCAUCCUCGGCUGCAAACAGCGCGCGCCGACGUGGAUCCUCAAAGUCUUCGGCGGCUCCGAAGACGCGUUCGUGCGCGAGAUCUCGUUCGUCGAUCCCGCGGCGCAGACGACCACCAUCUCCUCGGUCAACCUGAGUUUGGCGCAGUUCGCGGUGUGCAACGAGAUGAUUCGGUAUUCGCCGAAUGGAAGGGAUCGGACGACGUUUGAGCAGACGGCGCACAUUGAGACGAGGGUGGAGAUGUGGAGGAGUGUGGCGGAUAGGCUCGAGGGGUGGCUUGCGAGUCGGUUCGAGCAGAAUGCGGAGAAGGGCAAGGAGGGGUUUACCGAUGUUUUGAGGAGUCUGUGGAGGCAGGACGAGCCUCAGCACGCAUGA
Molecule: messenger RNA, 534 nt
Organism: Peniophora sp. CBMAI 1063
Lineage: Eukaryota; Fungi; Basidiomycota; Agaricomycetes; Russulales; Peniophoraceae
Source: the annotation of a GenBank genome assembly